Messenger RNA from Colletotrichum siamense, 294 nucleotides. RefSeq lists its product as uncharacterized. The transcript has 4 exons. NCBI's taxonomy places the organism in Eukaryota, Fungi, Ascomycota, Sordariomycetes, Glomerellales, Glomerellaceae. The coding region runs from base 1 to 294 and encodes 97 amino acids. The record is from RefSeq and is a predicted model, not a curated record.
AUGACAGCAUCCAGAAAGGGGGAAGCUGAAAGGGACCGCAGCAUUGCCCAAUCGCAGGCCGUCCAAUUACACCAAAGGCGGACCGGGAGAGGGGGUGGGGCCUGGCUCACCCGUCCCGACCGCAUCUUGAGCGCCUCUCGAGAGCCUCCAGAGAUAAGCAAUAAGCUCGCAAAGGCUGUAUCCGUCAAGACAAGGCGUGAACCUAGUGUCGGACUCUCUUGCUUGGCCCGCCACGGCAUUGUUACCUCGGGUAGACAGCGCGUCAUCCUGUUGAGGGGAAAACCUGGGGAAUAG